Molecule: messenger RNA, 1581 nt
Organism: Anopheles marshallii
Lineage: Eukaryota; Metazoa; Arthropoda; Insecta; Diptera; Culicidae
Product: membrane-bound alkaline phosphatase-like
Exons: 6
Coding region: 1-1581 (526 amino acids)
Biological process (GO): dephosphorylation
Molecular function (GO): alkaline phosphatase activity
Source: RefSeq, a predicted model, not a curated record
AUGUACCGUUGGGGCGUAUGGGAGGCCCUUCUCAGCCUGGUGCUGAUCCUUAUGACAGGAUCCGCUUGGAUGGAGGUCAGCGGGCACGAAGAACACGAUGCCCACUACUGGAAGCAUAUGGCGCACGAGCUGCUGUUCGAGAAGAAGGACUACACGAUGCAGAAGAUUAACAUCGCCAAAAACAUCAUGGUGUUUGUCGGUGCAGGCAUGUCCCAGCCAACCGUGACUGCUGCACGGUUCUACAACGGGGGUGACAAUGAAACGUUUGCCUUCGAGCGUUUGAAGUGGAGCGGAAAUGCCCGGAGUUACUGCGUGGACAGCCGUGUACCGGACAGUGCCUGCGCUGGAACGGCCUUUCUGACGGGUGUGAAAUCUAACUUUGGCACCGUGGCCAUGGAUCCGACCGUCAAUCGGGGCGAGUGUACGAUGGAUCCGGCGAAAAAACUUGCCUCCAUCGCUAAAUGGGCCCUCGAGGCGGGCAAAGCGGUUGGUUUUGCGACUACAUCCCGUGUUACGUCCGGUUCGAACGCUGCCCUGUACGCGAACAGUCCGAAUAGUGAUUGGGAAAACGAUGCGGACGUUAAAGCGGCUGGAUGUAACGCUGACACCGUUCCGGACAUUGCCCAUCAACUCAUCCACGGUGACCUUAGCAAACAGUUCAAGGUCAUACUCGGUGGAGGACGCAAACAGUUUAUACCCACCACCGAAACGGAUACUUCCGGUGCACGAGGAUUGAGAACCGAUGGCAAAAACCUAAUCACGGAAUGGAAACAAUCGAAACAGGGAGCAGUAAACACGACGUACAUCACAACCGUGGGUGAGCUGGCCAGCUUGGACACUUCAAAGAUCGACUACCUUCUCGGACUGUUCGACUACGACCACCUGCCCUUUAGCUCCGACAUUGCCAGCGACAGUGACACUCCAGCCCUCGUGCGCAUGGUUCAUUACUCGCUCGAGAUGCUUCAGAAACCGGAACACACCGAAGGGUUCCUGCUGUUCGUGGAGGACGGAAACAUCCGUCGGGCACAUGGCCAAAACAAGCCACGCAAAGCGUUCGAUCAGGUUCGACACUAUUCCAACGCGUUCAACAUGGCCAACAUGAUGGCGAGCGAAACAAACACGCUCUUUAUCUCGAUGAACGACGUCGGCAGCACGCUUAGCCUGCCCGGCUAUCCGGCCCGUUCCACCGAUCCGAUGGCUACACCGGCCGGUACCAGUACCCAGGAUACAUUGCCAUACCUCGGGCUGAACUACGCUACCGGUCCGGCUCACUCGGCGUACUACAGCGCCGGCACUGGACGGCUUGAUCCGAUGCAAGUGCUGCAGGGUGUUCCGAACCCGCUGGAGCGAACCUGCCCCGCCAUGGUACCAAUGGCCGUGGGUGCCGAUGGAGGCGAGGACGUUACCGUGUACGCCUCCGGACCGUGGGCAUUCAUGCUGUCCGGUGGUUACGAGCAGCACUUUGUGGCCCAUACGAUUGCGUUCGCUUCCUGCAUGGAUGGUGCGUGUGAUGGAGCGGCAACUCUGGUGCUUUCUUCGGCCACGAUCCUUGCAGCGCUCGGUGCACGAUUGUUUGCCUAG